UUUAGAAGUCUUUUGUAGGGAAAAACAAAAAGUAAUUGUCGAAAAAAUUAAAAGGGCAAGAACAAUUAGGAGUUAUCGCUCAUAUUAACUAUUUUUGGUAUUUUAUAAGAAACUGCUGACACAUCUAGCCAAACUUGAAAUCCGCCAACCGGUCACACCACCAAAAAUCGCUGUGUAAUUCUGCUUCGAAACAACGAAAAAAGAGGAACAAAAACUAACCAUUUACAACGGAAAGCGGAACCAUACAUAAAUUUUUCAUCCAAAUAGAACUGUAGGCGACAGAAAAACGUAAAGAUGACUGGCGAGACCAAGCAGGAGAAGAAGCAACCGGUGCCGGCUCCUAGCGAUGCUAAGGAUUUGAAGGCGAAGCAGGCAGCAUCCGACGGGGCGAAGGGGGGCAAGAAAGACGAGAAGGAAAAGGAGCAGCCCGAGCUUUCCGAUGAGGACCAGCAGCUGCAGGAGGAGCUGGAGCUUCUGGUGCAGCGGCUGCAGGAGUCGGACAAGAAGCUCUACCAGCCAGCCCUGGAAAUGAUGGCGAAGCUGAUUCGAGCCUCCACCACGUCGAUGACCUCGGUGCCGAAGCCGCUGAAGUUUAUGCGCCCGCACUACGAGACCAUGAAGAAAGUGUACAAGCAGAUGCCCGACGAGCAGACCCGUCAGUUGUGUGCGGACAUUAUCUCGGUGCUGUCCAUGACUAUGGGCAGCGGCAAGGACUGCUUGGCCUACCGUUUCCUGUGUGACCGAAAGCAGCGCAUCGGCGACUGGGGACACGAAUAUGUGCGUCACUUGUCCGGAGAGAUCUCCGCUCACUACCACGACACCACCGGCGACUUCCGCACCCAGCUAAUCGAGCUGGUCAAGCAGAUCAUCCCCUACAACAUGGAGCACAACGCGGAGGCGGAUGCCUGCGAUUUGCUGAUCGAAAUCGACCAUUUGCACUUGUUGAGCGACUACGUGGACGAGUCGGCCUACCCAAGGGUAUGCUUGUAUCUGCAGUCGUGCUACCCCUACGUUCCUGAACCGGAUAACACGAUUAUUCUGGAGACGGCGCUGCAACUGUCGCGUAAGUUCACCCAGCACACACAGGCUAUGCGACUGGCCCUUAUGCUGAACGACAUGGACAAGAUUGGCGAGAUAUUCAAGGAGCCCAAGGAGCCGGCCAUGCAGAAGCAGCUGGCGUUCAUGCUGGCCCGCCAGCAGAUCUGCCUGGAACUGGACGAGUCAGUUCCCGACUAUGAUGACCUGAUGGAGAUCAUGUCCAAUGCCAACUUGAACAAGCACUUCCUCAACCUGGCCCGUGAGCUGGACAUCAUGGAGCCGAAGACCCCAGAGGACAUCUACAAGUCGCACCUGGACAACUCGCGGUCGCGCUUUGCUUCCAUCCAGGUCGAUUCGGCGAAGCAGAACUUGGCGGCCAGCUUCGUCAACGGCUUUGUGAACGCUGGCUUCGGCGUGGACAAGCUGCUGUCUGAGGAUGGAAACAAGUGGCUCUACAAGAACAAGGAGCACGGCAUGCUCUCAGCCACCGCUUCUCUGGGCCUCAUCCUGUUAUGGGAUGUCGAUGGCGGUCUGACUAUGAUCGACAAAUACCUGUACUCCACAGAUGACAACAUCAAGUCCGGUGCCCUGCUGGCCUGUGGCAUUGUUAACUGCGGCAUUCGGAAUGAGGUUGAUCCGGCGCACGCCCUGCUCUCCGAUUACAUUGACAACCAGAACACCUGCAUGCGCGUGGGUGCCAUUCUCGGCCUGGGAAUAGCCUACGCCGGCUCGAACCGGUCCAUUGUCAUCGACACUCUGAAGACGGUCUUCUCCUUCGGCAGCAACAAUAAGAGCUCGGCCAGCGUGGAGAUCUUGGGCAUCACUGCCCUCUCCCUGGGUCUGAUCAGUGUGGGCUCCUGCAACGCUGAGAUCACCGAACUCUUGCUGCAGACCAUCAUGGGUCUGACCAAGUCGGAUUUGAAGGAUACCUACACGAGGUUCCUGUUCCUGGGUCUGGGUCUGCUCUACCUGGGCCGCCAGAAGUCCACCGAGGCUGUGAUGAUGACCCUGGAGGUUCUGGAGGAGCCACACCGCAGCAUGGCCACUACCAUGGUUGACAUUUGCGCCUAUGCUGGCACCGGAAACGUCCUUAAGAUCCAGCAGCUGCUCCACAUCUGCUCCGAUCACUACGAGACCACCAAUGCCGACGAUGAGAAGGAUAAGAGCAAAAAGGACAAGAGCAAGGAGAAGGAUAAGGAGAAGGAGAAAGAAAAGGAAAAGGAGCGUGAGAAGGACCUUUCGGCCACGCAAUCCAUUGCCGUGCUGGGUAUCGCCUUGAUCGCCAUGGGCGAGGAUAUUGGCGCGGAGAUGGCAUACCGUUCCUUUGGCAACUUGCUGCGCUACUGCGAACCCGCCAUUCGACGGGCUGUGCCAUUGGCCUUGGGUCUGAUCUCCGCCUCCAACCCCAAACUGAACAUCCUGGAUACGUUGAGCAAGUUCUCCCACGACAGCGAUGCCGAGGUAGCCCACAAUGCCAUCUUCGCCAUGGGUCUGGUGGGCGCCGGCACUAACAACGCCCGCCUUGCCUCGAUGCUGCGCCAGCUGGCCCAGUACCACUCAAAGGACCCCAGCAAUCUGUUCAUGGUGCGCAUUGCCCAGAGCUUGACGCACUUGGGCAAGGGAACGCUCUCGCUGAGUCCCUACCACAGCGACCGCCAGCUCAUGAAUCCCAUGGCCGUUGCCGGUCUGAUGGCCACCCUCGUCUCCCUGCUGGAUGUCAAGAACCUGAUCCUGAACCGGUCGCACUAUCUGCUGUACACCCUUGUGCCGGCCAUGCAGGCUCGCAUGCUGAUCACCUUCGACGAGGAGCUCAACCAGCUGCAGGUGCCCGUUCGUGUGGGUAUCGCCAUCGAUGUUGUGGGCCAAGCUGGCAAACCGAAGACCAUCACCGGCUUCCAGACACACACCACGCCCGUCCUGCUGGCCAUUGGCGAGCGCGCCGAGCUGGCCACUGACGAGUAUUUGGCGCUCACUCCGGUCAUGGAGGGAUUCGUCAUAUUGAAAAAGAAUCCCAACUUUGUUAAAUAGAGAAGUGCAUUCAACCAUCUAAUAUUUAAGAAAGAAAUUAAAGUUCAGAAACUAACACCCAGAGAAUGUCUGUACCCUUUGGAGGCGAUUGAUUCAAAUGUCAUUAAAUAAAAAAUAUAUCUACUUUAUAAAUAAAAAAAACAUUUAAA
Messenger RNA from Drosophila bipectinata, 3215 nucleotides. RefSeq names its product regulatory particle non-ATPase 1 (gene Rpn1). Gene Ontology annotation, molecular function: enzyme regulator activity. Gene Ontology annotation, biological process: proteasome-mediated ubiquitin-dependent protein catabolic process; regulation of protein catabolic process. Gene Ontology annotation, cellular component: proteasome storage granule; proteasome complex; nucleus. Lineage: Eukaryota; Metazoa; Arthropoda; Insecta; Diptera; Drosophilidae. The record is from RefSeq and is a predicted model, not a curated record.